AUGGUCAAACUCGAAAAAGUCUCAAAAAUCGUAUUAGAUGAUUACACAAUAGAGAGAGAAGACUCUCCAUAAUUACCAUAAUUAUAGAAGAUUGAAAUGGAUGAAUUAAAAAUUUCAUAUACAGCAUAAUAAUCAGAAGAAAUAGACAAUACUAUAUAACAUCCUUGGAUUAAAAAGAAUUAUACAUAACCAUAAUGUAAUGAAAGUUUAGUUAAAAAUGAUAUAUAGAAUGUAUCAUUUGAACCAAAUAACUCUAGUUUUGAUUUAUUAAUACCUAAAUCCAUCAUUAAACUUAAAAAAAAAAUGGCAAUCAUAGUUCUGAACAUUUAUCAAAUGAUCAACAAUCCAUAGGGUUUAUUAAAUCAAACAAAAAAGUUAGUUUUGAUAAUAAAGUUUAAUUCAGCAAUUUUAGAAAACACUGAAAUCUCUGAUUAAUAUUGA
Molecule: messenger RNA, 441 nt
Organism: Paramecium primaurelia
Lineage: Eukaryota; Ciliophora; Oligohymenophorea; Peniculida; Parameciidae
Source: the annotation of a GenBank genome assembly